Olea europaea var. sylvestris is the source of this 2188-nucleotide messenger RNA. Its product is annotated as plant UBX domain-containing protein 8-like. The coding region runs from base 106 to 1902 and encodes 598 amino acids. Lineage: Eukaryota; Viridiplantae; Streptophyta; Magnoliopsida; Lamiales; Oleaceae. The record is from RefSeq and is a predicted model, not a curated record. The transcript has 12 exons. Gene Ontology annotation, molecular function: ubiquitin binding.
UGGAAGAGUGGGAACAGAACAUGUCAGAACCUACCUCCACUCUCAUCAUAUUUACCAACCCAAUCACCCUUCCAAUGGCAAAAAUUAAGUUCUCAUUCAUUUGAAAUGGCCGGGCCUGAUCAAGAAGCAAUUGAUACUUUCAUGAGCAUCACUGGUGUAUCUGAGGCCACUGCUAUUCAGAAACUCGAGGAGCAUCAUGGCAACCUGAAUGAAGCUGUCAAUUCACAUUUCAAUGAAGCUGAUAGAAACAUAACGCCAGAGGCAUCUAUCACUGCUCCUCGGAAUGAUGUUAUGGAUAUAGAUGACCCAAUUCUGGCUGAACCCCGUAGACCUUUUUCACUAUUACCCUCUGCUAGGGAUUUGAAUCCAUUUUCUUUAUUUGAUCCAAACUUCUCAAGAACUAUAUUUGAUACUGGUACUAGUUUUGGUAGUCAUUCAUCAUUUGUUUCACAUCCAAGAGAGGUGAGGGAGAUCCCAAUUGAGGUGAAGGAUGGUAACGGACCUUCUGGUCAGUCUGGUACUGCUCCUAUAAUUGAAGAUGUCUCUGAAACUGCACAUCAUGGCCCAGAAAUCCGUGGGACUGUCACAAUGGAUGACGACGACGACGACGACGACAACAAUGGAGAUUAUGUCCCAAAUACACCAUUUACGCAUGCUUCUGGGCAUAGGGAACAAAAUAGUUCAACAUGUCAUGGACCAAGUGCUCCUGCUAUUGUUGAUGUACCUGACUACAGCAAUGAUAUAGAAGAAGAAAUGAUCCGUGCUGCCAUUGAGGCUUCCAAACGGGAUGCUGCAAUGUCAAAUCAACAAUUUGAUGAUCACCUUGAUCUUAGGAAUUCCUCUCAUCAGCCUAGACAAUCUCACCUAGAAGACACUGAGCUUGCACAUGCAGUUUCUUCAUCAUUGAAGACAGCUGAGCAAGAGAAAGUGCUGCAGGAACUGGAAGGGAAAGCUGGAGUAUCGAGACAGGAAGAUCAGAUAUCAGCUGAGGUGGAGGAAUUGGGCAAAUUAGCACCCACAGCUCAAAGUAUUUGUAGGCAACCAUGGUUGGAGGUUGGAAGCUCAUCCAUUCAAGAUGAAGCAGAAGAUGCAGAGGAGCAUCCUCUAGUUAGGCAUGGGAGGAGACACAUGUCUCCAGGUUCUGUUGACACUACUACCCAAAAUAUUGAAGAAGUUGACGUUACCCCACUAUCAAGCCCUAGGCAGGGUGGUAGCCUUCAUCAUUCGCAGCACAGCUCUGAUGAAUGGGGUGGCAUCUCAUCUGAGGAACAUGAUGAAGCAGUAAUGCUUGAGGCUGCAAUGCUUGGUGGCAUUCCUGAAAGAAGUAGAUAUCAUAUCCCUUAUGCACCUCAUCAACUCAUGCAGAAUGGUUUAGAUAGACCUAUGGAUCCUUACCUGAGGGAUAUGCCUCGUCCUCCGUCACCUGCUCUUACAGCUCAGCGAUUGAUACGGGAACAACAGGAUGAUGAGUUUCUUGCUUCAUUACAAGCUGAUAAAGAGAAGGAGUUGAAGGCACGGGAAGUAGCUGAAACUGCUCUAGUAGAAGAGAGGCGCAAGGAGGAGGAAUUGCAAAGAAAAAUAGAAGAGGAACAGGAAAUUGAGAGACAAUUAGCAGCAAAAGAAGCUUCCCUUCCUCAGGAACCAACACCAGAUGAUGAAAAUGCUGUUACUCUUCUUGUGCGGAUGCCUGAUGGCAGCAGGAGAGGUCGGAGAUUUCUCAAGUCAGACAAGCUUCAGUAUCUUUUUGACUUCAUUGAUGUUGGCAGAGGGGUCAAACCUGGCGGUUACAGAUUGGUGAGGCCGUACCCUCGACGUGCUUUUGCUGAUGGAGAGAGUUACUCGACUCUCAACGAAUUGGGUUUGACUAGCAAGCAAGAAGCCUUGUAUCUCGAGUCAAAGUAACAUGUUUAUUUUGUGAACUUGUUAAAACCCGUGUGUUAAAAUCUUCUAUUCUAACUCGGGAUCGUGGAAUUUUUUUUUAUUUUUUUAUUGGAAUGGACUGUGACAUGAUCGAUGGAGAUAAUGGGGGCAUGCCUAUAUUGCUACCAAGAAUUUGGUCGAUGGUGUCCUGAUGUUUCUGGGGAAUAGUUUUUAUGUUGAAAGUAUUCAAUUGGUUCACUCGAAUAGAAUGCGCAUGAAAAUUUUCUGAAAUUGGAAUUGUGAUCGAAAGGGUGUUGCACAUUUUGUU